Molecule: messenger RNA, 3894 nt
Organism: Dictyostelium discoideum AX4
Lineage: Eukaryota; Evosea; Eumycetozoa; Dictyosteliales; Dictyosteliaceae
Exons: 1
Coding region: 1-3894 (1297 amino acids)
Source: RefSeq, a predicted model, not a curated record
AUGAUAGAAAAUGAUCUACUCCCAUUAAUUAAAGAUAAAAUCAAACAUGGUGAUCAUAUAGAAAUUACUUAUCAUUCAAUAAAAGAUCUUUUCACAAAAUUAUCAACAGAAACAUUUUAUAAAAAUUAUAAUGAAAAUAAUAAAUAUAAAGAUGAAGAUUAUUUAGAAAUUAUUGAAUUACUAAUGAAACAUAGAAGAGAUGAAUUUGAAAUUUAUGAUUUAAUAAAUUUAGCAGCAGUCACUGGUUCUCCAGAUGUUAUUAGAUUAUUAGUUAAUGAACCAUAUUCAGUUGUAAUUUAUCCACAAACAUUUGAAUUUGCAUUUGUGGUUUCAAGUUUAGAAACAAUCAAAGAACUAGUAAAUUUAGAAUCAACAAAUUUUAAAAAUUAUGGUAUUAAAUUAACUAGUGAACAAUUUAAAAGAAGAAUAUUAUCAUUUGUAACUCAAAGAUUAUAUCUUAAAACUUCAAUCACUGAAUUCGUUUUUAAUAAUCCAUCAUUAUAUUCAAUACCACCACCAUUAUCAUUAGUAAAUAAUCAAAAACAAGGACAACAAACACAAUCAACAAAUAAAAGAUUAAAAACUUUAGAUUCAAAUUUAAAUAAUAAUAAUAAUAAUAAUAAUAAUAAUAAUAAUAAUGAUAAUGAUAAUAAUAAUGAUAAUGAUAAUGAUAAUGAUAAUGAUAAUGAUAAUGAUAAUGAUAAUGAUAAUGAUAAUGAUAGUGAUAGUGAUAAUGAUGAUGAAGAAAUAAAGUAUGGAUAUAUUAAAUUAAAUGAAUUUAUAAAAUUAAAAUCAAGCAAUUUAUUAAAAUCAUUUAUGGAAUUAGAUAUAGUAGUUCCAAGUGAAACUAAACCAAAUUUUAAUUCAUUUCUUACAAUGUACCAUACAUAUGAAAGAUUACAAGUUGGUAUUAAAAUUAUUCUAAAGUAUGGAGAUACAAUUCCAGAAAAAAAAAGAGAAGAAAUUUUAGAAGAAAUCAAUAAAAUUGAUAGAAAUAAUGAAACAGGUUUUAAUAAAUUAAAAGAAUUGAGAAAAUUAGUAGCAAUAGAAUUCCCAAAUCAAAAAAACUUUUAUUUCUAUUAUUGGAAAGCGUAUCGUGAGAAUAUCAAAAAACUUGGUAAAGUUCCUAAUAAAUCAGGUUCUCCAAAUAAUAAUAUGGAAACUUUCGGAUUCCUUCUUUUAGAAGACGAAUUAAUUAAUAAUGAAACCAAUACUCAAGAAGGUGACGAAAAUAUAGAACAAGUAGAAUUAUUAUCAUAUAUUACAUAUUCAAAUAGUGAUGAUGAAAAUGAUCUUGGAGGAGAAGACAUAAUAAAUGAAAAGGAAUUAUUUAAUCCAUUUAAUAGAUGUAAAAAUGCAACAUUUUUUGAUAUAUCCAAUAAAUAUCCAGAUUUACUCAAUUCAUAUUUAAAAGCAAUUAAAGAAUGUAAUAUUGAAAAGUUAGAAAGGAUUGAUACAAAUAAUCCAAUGUUUAAAUUAGAUGUUUCAAAAUAUCAUUGUUUUCAACUACCACAUGAAAAAGAAGAUAUAAUGAAAAUUUGGGAAUACUUUAAUAAACACUCCUUUAAACAAAUGAUACCAAAUUAUGAUAUUCUCAUUGAAUUCCUUUCAAGUGUAACUAAUAUUAUUCCACCUUUUGAAUUGAAAAUAUCUAAUAUUAAAGAGCCACUAUCUGGAAAACUUGGAACAAUUCUGUUAAUGCAAUUAUAUAAAAAGAAUUUUAAUAUAACGGAAUUAUUAUUAAAUAGUUUUGAUAAUUUUAAUUUUAUACAUCAACCAGAACAAAUGUCUGAUAUUAUAGAUCGAGAGAGAUUUUUAUUUCAUAUUUCUGGCGAAUUAUUCCAAAUUGAUAAAAAGUUUAGUUUUCAAAUAAUUAGAAUAAUUGAAUUGAUAAUGGACAAGUUUAAUAAACUCACUAAAGAUCAGAUCAAUAUUGAAAAUAUUUCAACAACAACAUAUCGUCUCAUUUUAAAUCAUUUAUAUGAUCAAUUACUUAAAGUUGAAGGUUUAACAAUUGAUCAAUUAGAAUAUGUUAGAUCAAUUAUUCCUGAACAAUUAUUUAAUAAUAAUAGUUUUGAAACCUAUCGUAUCUUUUUCUAUCUUAAUAUCAGAUCUUCAAAAUUAUCAAAUUACCUAAUCAAAAGACCUGGAAUUGAGUAUUUUAUUCAAAAUUCAACUGGAUUCUUAAAUCAUUUCUACAAUACUAUUGCACCAACCACAAAUGAAAUUAUUGGUUUCGAUUUAAGAAAAUAUUUAAAUUUUGAUUUAUUCACUUAUGAUUAUAUAUUAGGUAGAGAAUCAAAUCAAUAUAGUAGUGGUAGUAGUAGUAUCAGUAGUGGUGGUAGUAGUAGUAGUAGUAGUAGUAGAAGUAGUGGUAGUAGAAGUGGUGGUGGUGGUAGCAGUAGUAGUAGUAGUGGUGAUGAUGGUAACAAAAAUAAUAAUAAAAAGUAUAUAACUCAUGUAGAUACAAUAUUAAGAGAAUUAAUUAAACAAUUAUCAUUCAAUAUUUGUACAAACCUUAGUAAUAGAGAUGAAAUUGUUGAUGGUAAAGAUUUCUUUAAUCAUUCAUUAAAUGAAGAUUUAAAAUUCAGUUUAGAUAUUGGUAGAAAAGAUUUAUUUUGGGAAUUAUUAGAUUGGAUUGAACAAUAUAUGGCUAAAAAUGAAAACUUAAUGAAACUUCAAGUUUAUCAAUUUAACUCACCAUAUGAAUCAUUAUUACCAACUAGUACAAUAUUUUUAAAUGUAAAAAUAAUAAAAAAAGAAUUACCAUCACCAUCAGCAACAACAACAAUUGAAAGUACUUUUUUAAAAAUUGAUAAUUUUGAAAAACCAAUACCAAAUGAAUCAACGAUUAAAGUUAAUUGGAAUUCAGAUAAAUUAAUUGAACCAUUCAAACCAAUUUCAAAACUUAUAAAUUCAUUUAAAUAUUCAGACGAUGUCUUAAAAUCAAUUUGUAGAGUAAUGAAUGUAAAUGAAAUUCAAAGAUUUAUUCAAUAUAAUUUCUUUGAAUCAUUUUUUCAAAAUGAAAUUUAUUCAUAUUCAUUAAUUUUUAGUAGAGAUGACUUAUUGUCGUUCCUAUUAAAUAAUUAUAAUAUUGAACCUGAUUUCCCAUUAUUUGAACCAAGUAGAAAAUAUUCACAAUAUUUAGAAUGUAAAUUCAUUUUUGAAAAUCAUUUUGAAAAAGUAAAGAAUAUUUCAAAAUUAAAAGUCAAACAAAAAUGGUUCAAAGGUGAUGAUUUACGAUCCCCAUCGGUUUUAUUAGAUACUUUUUUAAAAUACAUUUGUCUUGAAAAGAAUAUCACAAGAUAUAAUCAGUUCAUUCAAAAUUAUAAUUUACAAAUUAGAAAACAAAUAAUUAAAGAAACAAUUGAAAUACUAAUUGGUCAAUUCAUAUCAGAUGAUGGUGAUGAUGAUGAAGAUGAGGAUGAUGAUGAAGAUGAAGACCCUAAUCAAAAUUUUGCAUCUAUAUUAAAAGAUCAAAAACAUAAAGUUUUACUCAUUCAAUCAAUUAUUGAACAAUCAGAUACUCAAUUAUACUUUAAAUCAGCUUUAGAUCAAGUUUUAUUAAAAUCAAAAGAAGAUAGAAAAAAUGAUGAAAUUAAUAAUCCAUUCAUUGAAAAUAAUAAAAAUCCAUUCUUACAAUCUUUUAUUUAUGGUGAUAUUAAAACUUGUAAUAUCAUUCUUAAAUAUUAUCCAAAUCAAUUCAAAAUCACUAAGGAUUCAAUCACUGAAACAUUAGAAAUGGAAAAUAUUCAUAUUGUUAAAUAUUAUUAUAAAGUUGAUAACUGUAAAAAUUUAAUUAAUAAUUUUAAAAAUGAUAAUAAUUUAUUAAAACAUUUAAAAAAUGAAUUAUCAAAACAUCCAAUUUAUAAAUAUCAUUUAACUUGGUUAUAA